CAAUAAUAAUAGCUUUGCCAUAUUUAAAAUUAGCUGUCAUUCUUUUUUUUAAAUAAAAUGGCAACACAUAAGUAGUCGCCAUUGCUACGUCCAUAUUCGUUCCUAUUCCUUUCGGACAUUCAUUAUUUCUUUGUACAAUAUUGACUUUUUAUUAUUUUUAAGUGUUUUUAGGACACGUUGGACAUUGUGUAGUGUAACUCAUGUGAUUAAUAUUGUUAUUGUCGUGAGUAAAGACUUUUGAUAAGUGUUCAAUACGUUAAAAUCGCGGCCAAUGUCAGCAGGCGUGUCAGAUCAGCGGAUGAAAGGGCAAGGGAACCAAGUGACAAAUGUACCCAAAGAGCAACAGUUAGAAAGUGGAGGUGACGAGUUGCCGGAGGUGUCAUGGCGUCAUCAACAGCAACCAUCUUAUGCACCACCCAUCUCGUCAGCAGCCGACCCCUACAGCGCGGCAGGUUAUUAUGGUACAACUGCUCUUCCUUAUCAGGCCUUUGGAGUUGGAGAUGGAACAUGGUCAACGAACGGGACGGAUCCUAUGACUUUCCUUGGAGGAUACAAUCCUCAUGAUUCGUAUGGCAUGGAUGGUAGUGUCUUUGGACCAUCAACAACGCCAUUUUCAACAGCUGCUUUUGGACCAGCAUCAACUUUUAACUAUUUCCCUGGAAAUGGUGAUUACUCUACUUGGGGUCAAUUAGGUCGUGCGAAGCAGUAUGACGAUUACUAUAGAAAUGACGGACUGUACGUGCCCGAUGGGAUUAAGGCCGUCGAAACCGGUGUACAGGCGCUCUCCCUGGGCGAGCACAAUAAGAACGACAAAGACCGUACACCUGAACUCAAAGACGUUUCAAGUGGACCGCAACCCAAAAAGAUGACUUGGGCUUCGAUCGCGAGUCAGCCGGCUAAGCCCGCUCCGUCUUCGCAGAGCGGCGGGCUGAAGAAGAAGGGGCCGGGAAUGCCUCCUCCGCCGAUAAUACCAGGGAAACAUAAUAUGGAUAUAAGUACGUGGGAUGCGGGUAAGAGCGCGCCAGUGGUGACGGCUCCGCCUCCUCCUCCAUUGCAACCUCCUCAGGUGCCGGCUCCACUGCCAAUGCCUCAGCCGGGGCCCCCGCCCGCCCCUACGCCCCUGCAGCGCGGGCCGCCCCCGCAGCACCAGGCGCCCCCUGCGUGGGCCCACACGCCUCGCGCUGCGCCUCCGCAUCAAUCCCGCCCUUCGCAUCCGGUGCCUCCGAUACCCCCCCAGACUGUUGUCAACGCACCGGCUCCAACUGCUCAUCCUGUUUUAGAAGAAUUGCGAGUCAAAAACGAAUACAAUCCUAAAGAGUUCGAUCUAAGCGCGCCUCUUGCUCGUUUCUUUGUAAUUAAGUCGUACUCGGAAGACGACAUACAUCGAAGCAUCAAAUACGAAAUUUGGUGUAGUACGGAACACGGCAACAAGCGCUUAGACACAGCAUUUCGUGAUCGCGAAAGAGAGGGCGGGGCGGUGUACCUUUUCUUUUCCGUUAACGGCAGUGGUCAUUUCUGCGGAAUGGCGCGUAUGAUUAGUGCCGUCGACUAUAAUUCUAACUCGAAUGUUUGGUCGCAAGAUAAGUGGAAAGGACAAUUUCGUGUUAGGUGGAUAUAUGUUAAGGACGUUCCUAAUGUUCAACUGCGUCAUAUCAAAUUAGAGAACAAUGAGAACAAACCCGUGACAAACUCUCGCGAUACACAAGAAGUUCCACACGCUAAGGGUCUCCAGGUAUUACGUAUUAUGCAUAGUUACUGCCAUUCUACCUCUAUUUUUGACGAUUUUAUUCACUACGAACGUCGUCAAGAAGAGGAAGAUUCUCGCAAAGUGCCCCACCACCCCCCGCAGGACAAUAACCGUGAAGAUCACGAAGGUGGUCGUGGGUACCGUAACUACCGAGACUAUAGGGAUGGACACCGAGACGGACGAGACGGUCGCGACAACCGUGAUCAUCGAGAUGGGCGAGAACCAAGAGAUCAUCGAGAUGUACGCGAUCCGCGUGACUUGCGAGACGCUCGCGACCCUCGAGACCACAGGGAAGAUCGAGACGGACGUGACAAUCGAGAUCAUGGUUAUCGCGAACGCGACUCAGGUUAUAAUAGAUCACAUCAUAAGGAUCGUGAUGGUUCCCGUGGACGUGGCAGGGCUCGUAAUUGAUCGAUUAUGUGUGAGAACUAUUUGAGGACUGGCUUCUCUCCAUAGACACCUAGUACUCAAGUAAACAAUUGGUACUGCAUUACAAGAGUUGUAUGCCAAUGGACAUGCAGAUAAUAGCAAUGAGGAACCUUCAUUUAAUGUGACUUUCCAAAGUUGCAUUACAACUUGUACUAUUGUUACAUAAAAUAGAUUAUUAAUUGUUUUGAACAGUGCUUUGCUAAGAGAAAAACAUUCAACAAAUUAAAAUGUGCUAAAUAAUGUUUUAUACUGGAAGAACAUUUAAUUAAUAAUGACUAGUGAACAGAACGUUAAUUAAUUAUCAUAAAUUGUCAUGUGCAUCAUAUCACAUGAUGUUGUGUGAAAUUGUGGACUUUAUUUCAAAUUUGUGGACUAAAUUAAUGAAAUAUAGUAAUUUUAUAACUAGAGAAAUCUGUGGUGAGAGGAGUUGAUCCUUUUUGUUAAGGACUCGUGAAUUUAUUGGGUAUAAUGAUAAAAAGUAACAUUGUACACUGAUAGUGUAGUGUUCUAACGAAGCCCUGAAGAUCAGUGUGAAAAUAAUCCCAGAAAUAGUUUGUACUAAUUGGGAAGAAAACUUGUACAAUUUUUAUAAAUACAAGAAAAUAAAAUGUAAUCACAUGGAUGUACAAUGGACAUUUUAUAUACAGUUUUUUAAUCAUACAGAAUUUCUCUCGUACAUGUUUUUUUUUUAUACAUUAAGUGGAUAUCCCAAUUUACUUUAGUCUAAUUUUGAAAAACAUUUUUAUAAUAUUGUAAUGCAACGCCACAGUGGUGCUUGCAAUAACACCGUAAAUAACUUUUUAUUGCUUUCAAUUGUUGUAGAAAUGUAUUGAUGGUUGAUUUUAAACAUUUGUAAAUAAUAUGUAUUUUAAUAAAGAAGAAAUAAUAUUUCUAUCAUUAAGUGCAAACGGUGUGACGAGAGAAAAUUGACAAUGAAUGUUUAUGAUUUUAUCCUGUAUCCCUAUGUUAUUGUAGUGCCGAUUCGGUGGUGGAAGCAUGCACUGCAGUGCUUCAAUAUUUUAACUACCCCACCUUUUUUACAUGUGCCUUUUUAUUUCAAAUCAACUGUGUCUAGAAUCAAACUGUAUAUUCAUAUUUUAGUUUAUAUCAAAUAUAAGAUAUAUACUUUUUGUUUUCAAUUUUUUUUUUGUUACAAGUAAUAAGAUGUAUGAUUUUUAUUUUUCUAAUAGUCUUAUAAUUGAAACAAUCUGAUGUUAUAUUAAAGAUACCAUUGCAUGUUAAUUUCUUAGUAAAUUUGCAAUGUUUGUUUACUACAACGAUAAUGUGAACUUGUAUAAAGUUCGAUUGAUACUGGAUUAAACUGUCAUAGACGUU
Melitaea cinxia (Glanville fritillary) is the source of this 3511-nucleotide messenger RNA. RefSeq names its product YTH domain-containing family protein 3 (gene Ythdf). Gene Ontology annotation, cellular component: cytoplasm. Gene Ontology annotation, molecular function: mRNA binding; N6-methyladenosine-containing RNA reader activity. The record is from RefSeq and is a predicted model, not a curated record. The transcript has 6 exons. Gene Ontology annotation, biological process: mRNA destabilization. Lineage: Eukaryota; Metazoa; Arthropoda; Insecta; Lepidoptera; Nymphalidae. Bases 272 to 2158 code for a protein of 628 amino acids.